Messenger RNA from Cylindrotheca closterium, 1245 nucleotides. NCBI's taxonomy places the organism in Eukaryota, Bacillariophyta, Bacillariophyceae, Bacillariales, Bacillariaceae. The record is from the annotation of a GenBank genome assembly.
AUGGAAAGAAGAAGGCAGCAUGUUAUGUAUGUGGCAACAAAGACCAUAUGUCUCCAUAAUGCCCAGACAGACUGCUACCAAUGGAAGAAUCAGGAUCAAUAUGUUGACUAUGGGACAAAGCUCAAUCUUAAUCAGAUUGGAGCAACUGUCCCAGCUAAUAUUCCAGCUAUAGUUCCUGGAGCUUCAUCAUCCACAAGUGGAGCAUCAAGUGUUGCGGGAAGCGUUAACACACCUUUGCGACUUGCUGGUACUACAGGUAAUCAAAUGAUGCAAGUUCCUUCUGGAAUGCAGCUCAUGCAGAUUCCAACUCAAGCUGGCGGCACUGUUACUGUCCCUUAUUCUAUGAAUGCUAACGGUGAGAUUGCGUUCAGUGGAAUGCAACUCAGCCAACAAGGCUUCAGUGGUGCUCAAGUGCGCCAAGGAUUUGAUGCAACUCAAGCUCCAACUCGGCAAGCUGUGAAAACUGGAUAUUUUGAUACAUCAAAUGUCUUUCACAAUGCUAUCAAGGGAAAGGAUGAGAAUGGCAAUGAUGUCUAUCUUAUUCCAUGUCCUGCUGGUGCGACAAAUGUUGAGCUUCAAGCCAACUGGCACUAUGCUAGUGAAGAUGAAGAUUUGCCUGAUCUUGCUACUGAAGCAGAUCGAGGUCUGCAGUUUAUUCAAAGCCGCAGAAAGGAAAGAGAUCCAUUUGGGUUGUACGAUGAUGUCAUCAUGGACAGUGGUUGUACAAACACCACCAUUUGUAAUGGUGAGCUUAUGCAUGGACUCCGUCAUGCUGAUAAAGAACUUGACAUGCACACUAACGUGGGCAGCAGAGUUCUCGACGAAGAAGGUUUUCUAGGAAGAUUUCCACCUCCCGUCUAUCACAAUGAAGAUGUAAUUGCCAAUGUACUUGCUAUGGACGAGAUGAUUGCUGCGGGAUACCGCAUUACUAUGGAUACUGAUGCUGACAAUGCUUUUAUUGUGCAUUGUGAUGGAAACCGAAAGAUGCGAUUUGUGAAUUGUAAGGGUGUGUAUGUGUUGGAGCAACUUGGAGCAAAUGUCGAACCAGGUGCCAAAGAGACAAGUGCAAUGUACCGUCGCCAGUUAAGCAACUUAAAUAAUCAACCCCAUUUCAAACUUUCUUCAAACAAACAGAAUGGAUAUGCUGGACUCGAGAUGACCUCCAAGAUGGCAAAUGCAGACAAUGGUGUCGAUGAUUUGCCAGAACUCACUGUCAGAUUCCAAGAAGAUUAUGACUAUGAAUAA